AGAGUAUUUCAUUUUAACCAAGAGAUUGCACGAGAAUAGGAUUCAGUGUUAUAAUUUUUUUAAUAUUACUUGACCCCGAGGGCGACAUUAGUUGGACAAUUAGUGAAUAGAUUGACCAUCAAGUUAAAUGGUUAAUUAUGAUUGUCUUGCUAUUGAACUCUCUCACCUGUGGAGACCUCGCAGUUUGAAAAUGUAACUAACUUUUCAGUGAAUCAGUGUCGUGCUACUCUCUCUCUCUUCUCUCCUUCCACCAUUGAUUUCAACGCUAAAUUUCUCCCAACAGUCUCCAUUUUUGUUACCCCUCCACUUUUUCCCCCGUCUCUCUCACUUUUGUUUACUGAAUUCUGAAUGGUAAUCGAUUUAACAAUCGGUUUAUCUUUAAAUUAAUUUAUCAAUUUUAUUUAAUCGGUUUUUCUUCCAUCACACCAUGGCUGCGGCUCCUGAAGCUUCAGCCUCAAUACCACCUAUGUCGGCUCAAGCCUUCUGUCUUCGUCGAAACAAUCAUUCAACUGACAUGUCAGAACACUUUGAGAGAAUGUUUAAGGAGGAAUCAAUGGUAGAUGUUACACUCUCUUGUGGUGAUGGUAGUAUUAGAGCCCAUAAAAUGGUUCUUAGCGCGUGUUCAUCAUAUUUCAAGAAUAUCUUCAGCAAAUUCAUUAACCCAUACCAAUAUCCAGUUGUUAUUAUGAAAGACAUGCCAUUUGCCGAUUUACGCGCCAUCGUUGAAUUUAUUUAUCGAGGAGAAGUUUUUGUACCGCAAGAACAAUUAGCAUCCGUUUUGAAAAGCGCCGAAAGCCUUAAAGUUAAAGGAUUAUCGGAAGUUAAUGCAACAAAAAGUCUGGUACCGCAUGAGGGUGGGGAAACUGCAGCGCAAACAAGCCGUGGUGGUAGGAAAGGACGCAAAUCCAAUACAACCAGUUCUGAUGGAUCGCCUUCUAAUUUCGCUUUUCAAGGAGUUCAAAGGUUUCAAUGUCAUAUAUGCCAUCAAGGUUUCACCGCAAAACGUAAUCUCCAGCGACACAUGCAGAUCCAUUCUUACUACCGUAAUAAAUUUGAGUGUGAUUUAUGUGGUAAAAAAUUCUCGUGGAAGCAUGGACUUAACAGUCACAAAGAGAAGACACACAAUAUCAAUGUAUGACAUUAAACGUAUUCAAUUAUAUCUUUCACCAUGAAUGAGCCAAUCAACCAUAUAAACCUCUCACUGACGUAAAAUAUAUAUAUACAUUCACAACUCAUACCAUGUCUCACUCAAUUUGGACAAUAAAAAACAUGAAAAAUUCACAAAGUUUUUGAUUACUGAGCUUCAAGGCUCAAAGAUUUAUAUUUUCAACUUACAAAACUGUGAAAGAGAUGAGAGACGAAUAAGGAUCUAGACCAGCUUCAAGAGGAACCAUUUUGAUUACUAAUACAUCAAGGAGAGAUAACCAGUUAAUUUAAUUUAUAAAUUUCAACCAUUAUGCAUUAUUGCUUUUUUAAUCCCAAUAUGAUCAAAACUAGACAAACUAAUUCUUGAUUACUUCAUUUCAAAGAUGUCAUUUUAUUCAGUGAUUGAAAUUUUGUUGCAUCAAUUA
Messenger RNA from Tetranychus urticae (two-spotted spider mite), 1571 nucleotides. RefSeq names its product longitudinals lacking protein-like. The record is from RefSeq and is a predicted model, not a curated record. Gene Ontology annotation, biological process: regulation of transcription by RNA polymerase II. Gene Ontology annotation, molecular function: protein binding. Gene Ontology annotation, cellular component: nucleus. Lineage: Eukaryota; Metazoa; Arthropoda; Arachnida; Trombidiformes; Tetranychidae.